AUGGCAAAAGGCAAGAAUUUAAACCCUGCAGAUGCCUUUCGCAAAGCACAGCGGAAGAAAGAACUUAAGAAGGCAACUGGCAGAGCAAAGGCUCGUGAUUUUGCUUUAGUGAAGAAAGACACCCGAGAACUUGAGGAAGAGGUUGAGAGACUGGAAGCAAAUGGAGAGGCAUCAGCUGCAGAUAAGAGCCGUAUCGUCGAGCUCAGAUCUGAAUUAGAGAGCAUCAAUAAGAAAAAAGAGGAAUACGUUGCUGAACAUCCUGAACACCGCAAACUUGUGUUUAGGUCUCGUAAGCAACAAGGUGACCAUGAAACUAAUGCAAAAGAAGAGGACCCUGCUCAAAUGACCAGAAAUUUGUUCAACAAACAUGGGCUGCCGAGACAUCCAGAACGAAGUCUUUACUAUGAUCCUGUGCUGAAUCCGUAUGGUGUUCCGCCUCCCGGGAUGCCUUAUGUCGAAAGACCACUGAAACCGGAAGAGUUGGGUAAUGACAAGCACGAUGAAUCCGAUGCUAGUGACGAUGAUAUUGUCAUGCCCGACGGCCCUCCUCCAGGAGCCGGAGGCGAGGAUGAUAGUGACGACGGUAUCCCAAUGCCCGAAGGUCCGCCUCCUCCCAAAGACGGAGUUCGAACAAAUGCGGCAGUGCCGCCCCCUCUCCCACCGACAACACUGCCUGUCGGCUUGAUGCCACCUGCCUUUCCUAUUGUCAACACGUUCACUCCACCUCUACCAGACUCAGUGUCAAAUCUCCCGCCCUCUCCGCCAUCCGGAUUCCCCCCUCCCUUUUACGCAACAGGUGCACCUCCUCUGCCGCCCACUUUGCCUCCACCCAUGGCACUACUUGGAACACUACCACCACUACCACCGCCACCACCACCUUUCGGCUUCCCAGCGCAUCUUUUUCCGUUGCCGCCGCCUCCUGGUUUCCCGCCACCAGGUGCAUUUCAACAGCCACAAAUGCCUCCUCCGCCACCGGGGUUCUUCCCUCGUCGAUCACAGUCGAUAUCUGCUAUGCAGGACCCACUAUCUUCCAUACCGCAUCAGACUUAUCAAGCGCAUCGCGCAUCGAAGUUAACUGAGCCCAAUCCCGCGCCACCGCUUCCACCAGUCUCAGGUACUAUCGCUCCCUCUGAAGGAACAUCGGGAGCAGCGACAGUCGAAGCCGCUCCUCAGCUUCGCGACUUCAAGAAAGAGAGCACGUCGUUUGUACCUGCAGCCUUGAAGCGCAAGAAGGCUGGUGCGGGUAACGUGACUGCCAGCAGAAUCAAUGCGGCGCCAUCUCUCGAGCCGACUGCGGGCAGCGUCGAGUCAGAAUCUCGAGCUGCUAGGCCAGACCUUCUGAGUGCCUUGAAAGACCAACUUGGAUCAGCCGUAGGGAAUCCUGCUGUCAAAGCGGCGGAUCUUUCAGAUAAGAGCACGCGCUCGAAACCGAAGAAUGACUACGAGAAAUUCCUGGAGGAGAUGGGAGAUAUCUUGGGGAAAACGUAG
This is a messenger RNA of Fibroporia radiculosa, 1488 nucleotides long. RefSeq lists its product as uncharacterized. NCBI's taxonomy places the organism in Eukaryota, Fungi, Basidiomycota, Agaricomycetes, Polyporales, Fibroporiaceae. The record is from RefSeq and is a predicted model, not a curated record. The transcript has 5 exons. Gene Ontology annotation, biological process: RNA processing. Bases 1 to 1488 code for a protein of 495 amino acids.